Molecule: messenger RNA, 1448 nt
Organism: [Torrubiella] hemipterigena
Lineage: Eukaryota; Fungi; Ascomycota; Sordariomycetes; Hypocreales; Clavicipitaceae
Source: the annotation of a GenBank genome assembly
AUGCUCCGGUUUACAGGAAGCUCCCGGGAUGCGCUGAAGCUCAUUCUGCUAUACGCGGCGGUUGACGCGGUGGUAGGAUCAGCCGCUGCCGCCGCCAUAAUCGCCUUGGCUUCACAUAUAGAGUGUAAGCCCGCGAGUUCUUCCAUGUAUAGUAUGGGAAUUGUAGCAGCUGUAUCAAGGGCAGUACUCUUGGGUUUUUCGGCGAUGCCGCUGCUGAACCUCCCACGCGCCUACUUGUACGCCUUUGUCCAUAUCGCUACCAAGUUUGUGUUUGCAACCGCGUCCACGGCUAUUAUUUGUAGCAUUACGAUAGGUACAGUAUCGUCAAAAAUAGUAGGCGCAGCUGCUCUGGCGACGGUACCAUGGCUCGCAGAGGACCACACCGUUUACAUGUACGCCCGAACCCACCAAACUGGAGGAUUUAUAGAGUACAGCUUUCAGCGGCCACUAUCACUAUGUCCUGGCUUCGAGAUACUUUGGAUGGCCGCCUGGGAUGCUUUGACAGGCUACGUGUUUGGCCAAGCAGCAAAAAGCUUUGGCGUUGGAUUCUCUUCUCUUGGUACUGUUGCCGCCGCAGGGGCUACAUUUGGCGCCAUCAUGGGCAUCCCAGCGUCCAUCUUUACGUUUAUCAUCAAUGUUGUCAACAACGAAAGAGAGCAUCACGGAUUCUUGGUAGAGCAGUGUUAUUCAUAUGAUACAGGCGGCGAAUUACCGAAACCAAGUAUAUCUGCUGGAACACCGCAUGAGACACCAGAAAAGCCAGCGGUCCAUGCUUGCACACAACAUACUCAAACAGCAGAGCAUCCAGUAUAACGCGUUUAACUUCGUUUUUUCGUCUCUACUGAGCCCUUAUUCUUUUGCAGAGUACCAGCAAAGAGGAACAGUGUCGCCAGCGUCAUUGAGAUACUGGGCAUCAGGAAAAAGUACAUCCAGCUCAGCAGGGUAGCUAGCGCUGUGGCUGCAACAAGAGCCCAGGCCAGCGGCGCGACAUGCGGCCAGACAUCAAUAGGUAACGCGUCAAUAUACCAUGUCAUGAAGGAACUCAGGCCAAGAAGCAAGGAGACGUUGAGACCAAACCCCAUGUGGAAGCCGUACCACGUGCAUUGGGAACCAAAGAAGUUGAACUUGAUGACCUUCAUAGACGCAAACACGGCGUUGCCAGCUGGGCCAACGUCUGUUUCGGAAAACAUGCCGCCGAUGGUGUGUCCGACGAGAACAAAGGCCAUGGCGGCUGCGGCUGCACGAUAGAGCGUAAAUGUUGUCAUGAGUGAUUUGAGCGUUGGUGAUGUGGAAACGCGGCGUUGUUGCGAGACAUACGAGGUUUACUUGUCUCGGGUAGCUUGCAACAGGAUGCGCGUAGAUACAGCAAACAAGGCACGUGCCGCGUAUCUACAGGGACUUAAUAGUAAUAAAACGCUGAAAAAAAAAUUAUUUAAAAAUUGAAUUGC